Fusarium falciforme is the source of this 3177-nucleotide messenger RNA. RefSeq lists its product as hypothetical. The record is from RefSeq and is a predicted model, not a curated record. Gene Ontology annotation, molecular function: RNA binding; protein binding. Lineage: Eukaryota; Fungi; Ascomycota; Sordariomycetes; Hypocreales; Nectriaceae. The coding region runs from base 1 to 3177 and encodes 1058 amino acids. The transcript is spliced from 5 exons.
AUGGCAGACAGAGGUGAUAGAGGCGGCCGUGGGGGCCGAGGACGUGGUGGUCGCGGCCGAGGUGACGGCGGUGGUCGAGGCGAUGGCGGCUUUCGAGGCGGCCGAGGUCGCGGAGACGGAGGACGUGGUGGUGGAGACUCCGGCGGCUUCCGAGGUGGAGGGCGAGGAGAUUACAGAGGACGCGGCGACUUUAGAGGACGUGGCGACUCUAGGGGACGAGGCGAUUUUAGAGGUGGCCGCGGAGGUUUUGACCGUGGUCGAGGAGGAGGGCGAGGCGGCCGUGGUGGCGGCCGAGGAGGGGGAGGAUUCGGCGAUCAACCGCUCAUCUUCACCAUGGGCGGAGCUAUUCCGCAGCCUGAUCCCGCCACAACGAAGCUUGAGAAUGAGACGGUUCAACAUCAAGCAUCCUCUACCCAACAGCUCGUCUCAAAGAUGGGCAAGCUCGAGCUCGGAGCCAAGAAAUCUCAGGAGGAGGACAAGUUCCCUGCUCGGCCUGCGUUUGGUACCAGAGGUAACCCAGUCACCCUCUGGGCUAAUUACUAUGGCAUCAAGACAAAGUUCCCCGUCCUUUACAAGUACACUAUUACGGUCAAGGAGAUUAUCGCCGAGGAGGAGGGUGCUGCCAAGUCCAAGGGCAAAGGAAAGCAGCCCAAGCAGCCCAAGCCUCGGGAUGUCAAAGGCCGGAAGCUACACUUGGUCAUUUGCGAGGUUCUGAAGCAACUGACAAAGAACGACAAGUCCCUAGUCAUCGCAACCGAGUUCAAGUCGCAGCUGGUUUCCCUACAGAAGCUCGACCUGGAGAACGACAACACUCUGCGUGUCAGCGUGGCCACGGCAGAAGGCGCUGACAAGAUGGACGUCUUUGAAGUUGAGAUCCAUGGACCCGACGAAAUACGCAUGAACGACCUGUUCGAGUACCUCAAUUCGACUACUGGCGGCACCUCUGCCAAGAGGCUUGGUGCUCCUGGUGACGACCAAGACCCUGCCAUCGCCCUCGACUUCCCCAAGUUUCCCGAUGUUGUCGAUUGCCUCAACGUCAUCUUUGGGUACGGUCCCCGGUCCAAUACCAAUGACAUCAGCGCGGUCGGGAGAUCGCGUUUCUUCUCCUUCAAGAACGGUGGCAUCACGACUGACCUCGGUCGGUCUUUGAUUGCUGCCCGUGGAUUCUUCCAGUCUGUGCGUCUUGGAACAGGCCGUCUUCUCCUCAAUGCCAACGUCACGCAUGGAAUCUUCAAGGUGGCUGGCAAAUGCGAUCAGAUCUUUCGCAAUCUCAAUGUGUAUGCGGCACCUAGAUCCGAUGGGAGGGCCAAGAAAAACGUCAACCUGAUCAGCAAGUUCCUCCCCAAGACACGUGUCUGGGUUACUAUGAAAGUCUCGGACGGGAAAACGGUCAGGAGAUCCAAGGCCAUAUUUGGGAUCGUCAAGGCCUCAAAUGCGAGAAGCUUCUCAGGGCCCAACGCUCCUCGCAUUGACGGUGAUUGGGAGUAUCCUGGACCCAAGAACGUGAGCUUUUACCUGGACAAUCGCUACGUGACGGUUUUCGACUACUACCGUUCAAAGUACAACUUCCAGCCUCAGAAUUACCCCCUUCUCAAUCUCGGAACCGCGUCCAAGCCGACUUUCGUUCCCGCCGAGUUUGUCGAGAUUCAGCCUGGACAAUCAGUCAAGGCCAAGCUCAAUAGUCGAGAGUCGACCGAGAUGGUCAACUUUGCCUGCCGAAGCCCUUAUGCCAACGCCUUGUCUAUCACUGGGAAGGGACGCGAGACUCUGGGUCUCGAUGGUGAAGUGCUGGAAAAAUUCGGCAUCGCCGUCGACAAGACUCUACUCACAGUUCAAGGACGUGUACUCCCUGCACCUGCGGUUGCCUACCUCGACGCGAAGAGAAAGGAGACUGAGGUCCGACCUUUUGGAGCUUCGUGGAACAUGAAGAAUAUCAAGGUCUAUAAGUCCGGCAAGCCAAUCCAACGAUGGGCUUUUGUCAACCUUGCACCAACCGCAGAUAACUACGUCGUUCCUAUUAGCAAGGCAGAGGAGUUUGCCGCGUUCAUGAAUACCAUGGAUAUCAGGAUUGCCAACAAACCGAUACCAGCUCCCACUCUGGUCAUCACCGCCGCAGGCUUUGAGAGAGGCAGUGGCAAUGAGUUCUUCAAGUGGGCAAAGGGUCAGAACAUUGAGUUCAUCCUUGUUGCUCUCGGUUCUACCGAUACUGCCAUGUACUCAUCCGGCCAGAAGCUUAAAAACGCUGAUCCCGGUUAUUAUGCUAACGUUGCCCUGAAAUGGAACCUCAAGGCUGGUGGUGUCAACCACAAGCUGCGCAACGAGUUUGGCAUCAUCAAGGAGGGCAAGACCAUGGUGGUUGGCUACGUCACACACCCGACAAACCUGCCUACCGGUACUAGCGACGACCAACCCAGUCUGGUGGGCUUGGUGGCCACUAUCGACAGAGAUAUGGGGCAGUGGCCGGCCAUCUCUUGGGAGCAAAGUUCCAAGCAGGAGAUGCUGGACGAGGUUUUGACCGAGGCCUUCAAGUCACGACUUGAGCUCUGGAAGAAGCACAACAAGAACCAACUGCCAGAGAACAUUGUCAUCUUCCGUGAUGGUGUCUCGGAGGGCCAGUUCGCCCAGGUCCUUCAAAAGGAGCUGCCACGGAUGCGCAUUGCGUGCAACUCUAUGUACCCCAAGAACCAACAGCCCAAGCUGACCAUUGUCGUCUCUGUCAAGCGUCAUCAGACGCGAUUUUAUCCCACGACCGAAGACAACCUGCCAAAGGACCGCAACAUUCAAAACGGCACCGUUGUCGACCGCGGCGUCACACAGGCUCGGUAUUGGGAUUUCUUCCUGACGGCGCACACCAGCCUCAAGGGCACGGCCCGACCGGCUCACUACACGGUGCUGCUGGACGAGAUCUUCCGUGCCAAGCACAAGGGCGAGGCGGCCAACGAGCUUGAGAAGUUCACCCACGAGCUCUGCUACCUCUACGGCAGAGCUACCAAGGCGGUCAGCAUUUGCCCUCCGGCCUACUACGCAGACAUUGUCUGCACCCGAGCCAGGGCCUACCGACCUGAGCUGGCGGAUGUUAGCGAUACCGACAGCGUCGUUACUGGAGGCGCUGGAUCGAGCGUCGGUGGCAGCAAGCAGGUUCACGAGGCCUUGAAGAACUCCAUGUACUACAUCUAA